GCCAGAAGGUCACGGUGGGACCUGCACAGGGUUAAAUCCUCCAGUCCAGCACUCCCCAGGCCUCUUGACCCAGUCUUCCCAGCAGAACGUUGGACCAAGAUCAACCAUGACGACUUAUAGCAACAAAGGAGCAAAGCCCGAGAGAGGCCGAUUCCUCCACUUCCACUCUGUGACUUUCUGGGUCGGCAACGCCAAGCAGGCCGCGGCCUUCUACUGCAGCAAGAUGGGCUUCGAACCUCUAGCCUACAGGGGCCUGGAGACGGGUUCCCGGGAGGUUGUCAGCCACGUGAUCAAACAAGGGCAGGUUGUGUUUGUCCUCUCCUCAGCACUCAACCCCUGGAACAAAGAGAUGGGCGAUCACCUGGUGAAACACGGAGACGGAGUGAAGGACAUUGCGUUCGAGGUGGAGGACUGCGACUACAUCGUGCAGAAAGCCCGGGAACGGGGGGCCAAAAUUGUGCGGGAGCCCUGGGUGGAGCAGGACAAGUUUGGGAAGGUGAAGUUUGCUGUGCUGCAGACGUAUGGUGACACCACCCACACCCUGGUGGAGAAGAUGAACUACACCGGCCGGUUCCUGCCUGGAUUUGAGGCCCCAGCACUUAAGGACCGGCUACUUUCUAAGCUGCCCAACUGCAGUCUCGAGAUGAUCGAUCACAUCGUGGGGAACCAGCCCGACCAGGAGAUGGUGCCUGCCUCGGAAUGGUACCUGAAAAACCUGCAGUUCCACCGUUUCUGGUCUGUGGAUGACACGCAGGUGCACACGGAAUACAGCUCUCUGCGUUCUAUCGUGGUGACCAACUAUGAGGAAUCCAUCAAGAUGCCCAUUAAUGAGCCAGCACCCGGCAGGAAGAAGUCCCAGAUCCAGGAAUACGUGGACUACAAUGGAGGUGCCGGGGUCCAGCACAUCGCUCUCAAGACCCAAGACAUCAUCACGGCGAUCCGCCACUUGCGAGAGAGAGGCAUGGAGUUCCUGGCUGUUCCUUCAACAUACUACACACAGCUGCGGGAGAAGCUCAAGACGGCCAAGAUCCGGGUGAAGGAGAGCAUCGACGUCCUGGAGGAGCUGAAAAUCCUGGUGGACUACGACGAGAAAGGCUACCUCCUGCAGAUCUUCACCAAGCCCGUGCAGGACCGGCCCACGCUCUUCCUGGAAGUCAUCCAGCGCCACAACCACCAGGGUUUUGGAGCCGGCAACUUCAACUCACUGUUCAAGGCUUUCGAGGAGGAGCAGGAUCUGCGAGGCAACCUCACCGACUUGGAGACUAACGGGGUGGUGCCCGACGUGUAGGCCCCGCCCUUAACGUAGGGCCCGCCCACCACCUUUGACCCAUUGAGGUCCCGCCCCCUGUUUCUGGAACACGCCCACCUCCCAGCCCCUGAACAUCAGACGCUCUCCCCAUUGGCCACUCCCUCUAGACCCCGCCCACCAGCCUACUCUAGGACACCCAGGCCCCGCCCACCUCCUGACCACGCCCCCUCACUCGGGCCACUCUCUGCUCCCGCCCUCCUGAGUAAAGCGGACCUGGUCCAGUG
This is a messenger RNA of Lemur catta (Ring-tailed lemur), 1533 nucleotides long. It is a transcript of the gene HPD, whose product is annotated as 4-hydroxyphenylpyruvate dioxygenase. Lineage: Eukaryota; Metazoa; Chordata; Mammalia; Primates; Lemuridae. Gene Ontology annotation, cellular component: Golgi membrane; endoplasmic reticulum membrane. Bases 107 to 1288 code for a protein of 393 amino acids. The transcript is spliced from 14 exons. The record is from RefSeq and is a predicted model, not a curated record. Gene Ontology annotation, biological process: L-tyrosine catabolic process. Gene Ontology annotation, molecular function: 4-hydroxyphenylpyruvate dioxygenase activity.